AUGCUUUCCGCCAUCGAAGCCCCAUCCACCACGACCGUCCGAUCGACGCCCAUCCUCCGCUGUCUCCGCUCCUCCCCAGCAGCCUCAGCCUCAUUCGCAUCGCGUCGUGCAUUCCCCCCAGCCAAUGGCUCCUCGCUGCAGCAGCGGUCGUUCACGACGUCAGCGGUGCGCAGCCGCGCCCGCACGAUGGGCCAGCUGAAGGCGCGCAACUCGACCGGUCCGUUCUCGUGGAAGGCAGCGCUGCUGUUCGUUAUCACGGGCGCCGGGAUGAUCGUGUAUUUCCGCGUGGAGAAAGAGCGGCUGGAGCGGAAGCGGAUUGCAGAGAUGAGCAAGGGCGUCGGCCGGCCUAAGGUCGGUGGGCCGUUUGUGCUGAAGGAUCUGGAUGGGAAGGAGUUUACGGCGGAGGAUUUGAAGGGUCGAUACAGUUUUGUGUACUUCGGCUUCACGCACUGCCCGGAUAUCUGCCCCGACGAGCUGGACAAGAUGGCCGAGAUCAUCGACAAGGUGAAGGAGGCGACCAAGGGCGAGAACAUCUUCCUCCCCGUGUUCAUCACCUGCGACCCGGCGCGCGACACGCCCGAGGUGCUGCGCUCGUAUCUGCAGGAGUUCCACAAGGACAUCAUCGGCCUGACCGGCACAUACGAUCAGAUCAAGCACGUGUGCAAGCAGUACCGCGUGUACUUCAGCACCCCGCGCGACGUCAAGCCCGGCGAGGACUACCUCGUCGACCACAGUAUCUACUUCUACCUCAUGGAUCCCGAGGGCGACUUCGUCGAGUGCAUCGGACGCCAGGACACGCCCGACUCGGCGACGAAGGUGAUCAUGGAGCAUAUCAACGACUGGAAGCGCGAGGGCAAGCCGCUGAAGACCGAGUAG
Messenger RNA from Aspergillus terreus NIH2624, 876 nucleotides. Its product is annotated as SCO family protein. Gene Ontology annotation, biological process: intracellular copper ion homeostasis; mitochondrial respiratory chain complex IV assembly. The coding region runs from base 1 to 876 and encodes 291 amino acids. Lineage: Eukaryota; Fungi; Ascomycota; Eurotiomycetes; Eurotiales; Aspergillaceae. Gene Ontology annotation, molecular function: copper ion binding; copper chaperone activity. Gene Ontology annotation, cellular component: mitochondrial inner membrane. The record is from RefSeq and is a predicted model, not a curated record. The transcript is spliced from 3 exons.